GCACAGUUCCAUGGGUAGAGCUCAUCGGGGCGCGAUGCACCCCAUCCCCCCUUUCUCCCUUUGCCGUCCCGCAGCCUGCUCCUUCCCGGACCGAGUGCUGACCUUCCUCCUCCCGAAGCUGGAGAGCAGCAGCGAGAGGACGCGUGUGGGGACGUUGCUCAUCAUGAGGCAGAUCAUCAACAGCGCCCCCUCUCAGAUGGAGAUUAAAAAGCCCUUUAUCCUUUCUUCAAUGAAACUUCCCCUUCAGGACAGCAACAACAAGGUGAGGCGCGCCGUGGUGCAGGUGAUCAGCGCCAUGGCUCACCACGGCUACCUGGAGCAGCCCGGCGGGGAGGCCAUGCUGGAGUUCCUGGUGCGGCAGUGCGCCCUGCCCUCGGACGCGCCCCAGAAGCCGCUGCCGGAUGCGGACAGCUCCACGAGCGACAGCGUGCGGAGCAUCAGCGUCAACACGCUCCUCCUGCUCAGCACCACCGUUGACCGGAUGAACAACGUGAGUGUGUGCCGGUGUCCCGUCACCCGCUGCUCUGCGGGGACGUCCCCUCCUCCAUCGCUGCCGUUGUCACCAUCCCGUCCCCUCAGCGCUGGACUCAGGGGGGGCUCAGUGUCAUGGAAUCACUAGAUCACCAAGGUUGGGAUGGACCUCCAAGAUCAUCCAGUCCAACCGUCCACCUACCCCCAAUAUUUUCCCAUUAAACCACUAAACCCCACUAAAUGCCCCGUUGGGAACUGGAAGAGGGAAGUGGUGAUGAGGUCACCGUCCCUGGGGUUGUUCAAACUGGGGAGAUGUGGCACUUGGGGACAUAUUCAGUGGGAUGGGUUGGAAUGGAAUUGGGGAUCUUGGAGGCCUUUUCCAACCUUGAUGACUCUAUGGGCCUCUUUAGGGUCAUGGUGGGGUGGGUUGGGGUUGGACUGGAUGACCUUAGAGGU
Numida meleagris (helmeted guineafowl) is the source of this 927-nucleotide messenger RNA. RefSeq names its product maestro heat-like repeat-containing protein family member 1. NCBI's taxonomy places the organism in Eukaryota, Metazoa, Chordata, Aves, Galliformes, Numididae. Bases 11 to 619 code for a protein of 202 amino acids. The transcript is spliced from 4 exons. Gene Ontology annotation, cellular component: cytoplasm. The record is from RefSeq and is a predicted model, not a curated record.